Dibothriocephalus latus is the source of this 495-nucleotide messenger RNA. The record is from the annotation of a GenBank genome assembly. Lineage: Eukaryota; Metazoa; Platyhelminthes; Cestoda; Diphyllobothriidea; Diphyllobothriidae.
CCAUCGCUAGUCGCAGUUGUCUGUUGGUGCGCCAUCGACAUAGCCGCUAUAUUAUUUGCUGUCCUUGGCUGGGUGGGUAAUUACGACAAACACGGUGCGGAAAAAUACAAGUUCUUCAAUACUUUCUACUAUGAUAAGAAGUCGAGUAAUACAUUUACAGAAUGCAUGGAAACACUUCUGGAGAAGAUGCAUUCGAUUUAUCUGAGGAAAUGGACGCAUUUUGUUCGGAAAAAUGUGGCUGGGUUGACUGAAACCGAAGAAGAAGAAAUGAAGGAACAGGCAAUAGAUGAAGUUGCAUCAACUAUUGCCGAUUACAUGUCGGAUCUGGACCUGACGAAAUCCGACAUUUUCAUGGGCCUUCUGCUUCUAAGAUGGCAGUCACAGCAGUGGAUCGGGCAAGUUUCAGCCUUAAAUGCUCAAUACGUUCUGGAAAACACUGAUCCUAUAACCACUGAUGUGGCCGCUGAGGUAUUUCAUGGAAAAAUAUUUUUUUGA